Messenger RNA from Paramormyrops kingsleyae, 1684 nucleotides. Its product is annotated as receptor activity-modifying protein 3. NCBI's taxonomy places the organism in Eukaryota, Metazoa, Chordata, Actinopteri, Osteoglossiformes, Mormyridae. Gene Ontology annotation, biological process: calcium ion transport; protein localization to plasma membrane; receptor internalization. The record is from RefSeq and is a predicted model, not a curated record. Gene Ontology annotation, cellular component: membrane; signaling receptor complex; cell surface. Gene Ontology annotation, molecular function: coreceptor activity.
GAGAGAGGGAAGAAAGAAAGAGAGCAGAUAAGUCUCUUCGGCUAAUAAGGGGACAGACGCUUCUGGCGGCUCGGCAUAUUUUCACAAAGAGGAAGGAUGCGAAAAUCCUGGCGUUUUUCGCUAGAAUCAGAAAUUAACAUCUCGAGUCCGUAGGGCUGACACCUGAAAUUUUGGGUUGCGUUUGUUCAGUUAUUAUGAAUGACUGAAAUCAGCGCAGGAAGCAAAUCCGGCGGACAAGAGACCGCAAAAAUCAACACUUCACUAUUAUUUCUGGUCUGCUGGAAUGAAUAAUGCGCUCUCACGUACUUUUAUCACCAAGCUGAAAUUUCACUGAAUGUGUCUGAUUAAUCUAUGAACGCUGAAAUUAUAAUGGAUACAAAUACUUACCUUGUGUUAAAACUUUAUGUUGUGGGAAUCAUGGCAAACACUUUGAUGACGACAGGGCUGUCAGCAACAGAGAACAUCGACACAAGGCCCAAAAUAAGGACCAGCAGGUGUAAUGAGACGAUGCUGCUAAUGGAAAUGGAACGGUGUGGCGAUCAGUUUAAAAAGCACAUGCUGAAGGUGGAUCAAAUGAAGUGGUGCAACCUCACACAUUUUAUCAGAGAUUACAACAUCUUCUCGUACUGCACGGAGCAGAGCUCUGAAAGCAUGGGCUGCUACUGGCCCAACCCUCUAGUGGAGAGCUACAUCAUCCACAUCCACAAGCUGUUCUUCUCAAACUGCACCCUUGACCACAUCAUCUGGGUCGAUCCACCAGACAACUUGCUUAUCAUCCUCAUAUUUGUCCCGGUCUUCCUCACUCUGUCUAUGAUCGCACUGGUGGUGUGGUGCAGCCGCCGGAGUGACACUCUCGCCUAAUUUUUAUUUUUAUUUUUAACCAUUUUUGGUGUAAAGACAACCAGCCUUGGGCCAACCUCCAGGAGGUACAUCAUGGUGCAAGCACCGAAAUGUCUAACGACCCCAUAAAACUGAACUGUUUGUUCCUUCAUUAACAACCAUUGCUUUCAAAUAAUAAAGAUCGACGCAUGGAAACAAAUUUGCUUUCCCAAGGCCUUGCAGGGAAAGACGUCAACUCAAAAGGACCCAUCCAAAAAUGGAAUGUAUUGAUGAACAUGUGACGGGCCCUUCUGCACUAUCAAAUGAAAUGAAUUUGAGGGGCCUUCCAGGAAGCAAAAAAAGAACAAUUGAAAAGACCGAGAGACUAUGCAUGAGGUGCCGUGGUCUGGACCAUCUGCUCGAUGGACAUCAUUUUCACAAGCCUGAUCAGCCCUUAAAGUAGCUCCGUCAUGCUUUUCUGUCUGUGGCAGUUUAAAUCACAUGAUAAUCCUGCAACAGGAGGACGUGAUCUUUCAACAGUAUGGGAUUUCUAUGCCAAUGCACAGAGUCAGCAUAAGGAAGAUGUAAGAUAAGUAAAUAUACAACCACAAAGUGAUCAAUAUGAAAAUACUGCAAAACUGGUGUGCAAGGAUCCUUAAUUCAUUACUAAAUAAUUUCAGAGUUGUGUAGUGUUCUGUUUAAUGGUAUAAUUAAACUUCAACAUAGUCCUUGCAUCAGAUAUUGUUAGAAGGUAACACUGCUUCGUUUUGUCAGGUUUUGUUUUUAAAAAUUGAGGUGUAAGCAUUUUUUCCUGUACAGUGUAUAUUAAAAUCACCCGUGUAACAUUCCUUUUUUCUUUGUGAAA